Molecule: messenger RNA, 3321 nt
Organism: Sporisorium graminicola
Lineage: Eukaryota; Fungi; Basidiomycota; Ustilaginomycetes; Ustilaginales; Ustilaginaceae
Exons: 1
Coding region: 1-3321 (1106 amino acids)
Biological process (GO): regulation of DNA-templated transcription
Molecular function (GO): zinc ion binding; DNA-binding transcription factor activity, RNA polymerase II-specific
Source: RefSeq, a predicted model, not a curated record
AUGUCGCUGCACAGCUGUCCUCCUCUCAAAGACGAUCUCAUCAACGCUCACGUGCACAUUCCCGACAUGGCCCACCAAUCGGUCCCUUCCAUCUACGGCUCCGCGGCUGGAACCGUAGAUCCACCGUACGGCAACCACCCAAGAGGCGUCAAGGACUACGAUCCAAGCAUCCCGGCUCAGCUUCCCGUACAACGUGCUCACUGGGAUACGGCGGUCUCAGAUUCAUACCCCCACCGUCACGCCCAAUUCCAGCAUCAAACCCCUACCCCUUACACAACGUUCGAGCCUCGUCAUCCCUCCGACGUUGACUCGCUCCGUGCACCAGCUGCACACCAUCAUCACGGCGCACACAAUGCACAUCUCCAUCACCAUCCGUACAAUCAACCGCAUCCCACCGACUCUAUGUACGCCUCGUCCUCGCAUCAGGCCGAAAUGCACCACAGGCACGUCUCACGAGCCGCCUGCCUCUCAUGUCGUUCCGCAAAACGCAAGUGUGACGGCGCAAAACCCGUGUGCGGUCCUUGCGCUCUCAGAGGCGUCAAAGACGGCUAUCCGGGCGACGACGGCGGCUGCGUUUACGUUGCCAGCAAGCGUGGAGGUCCUCGCUUCAAAGGCGUCAAGGGCGCAGAAGCAACCAAGCGAAAGCUCGACGAGCGCGAAAAGAUCGGCAAAGUCCGCGGCAGGGACCCUCACAGCCACGACGGCGACUCACACUCCCUAUCGCCCACCGACAAUGGAUCGAUUCAAUACUCAUCUGCAGCGACAACGCCGCUCGACGCGUCUAGCGUUCUGCCUCGCACGUCCGACCCAACGCUCAAUACCCCCUUGACCGCCACCAACGCACCGCUGGCAAACCUCGAUCUCUCGAGAGCUGCUCCAGACAUGCUCGGCACCUUAGCUGUCGCUACAGAAGUCCUCCCUAUCAUGGACGAGUCGUCAGAUGCGUUCUCCUUUGAGCGUGAAAGGAAUGCUCUCACCACCCGCAACCUGUUCCGACCCGACUCGGCGGUAGGUGGCGGUCUUUUCGACGACCUUCCGGCACCCAACUUGGACCUGCUGCAGAAAUUUUCGGCCAGCCAGGCAUCUGUAGGGCUCUCGCUCGCCGGCUUUUAUCACAAGCUCGAAGAACUUCCCAAAGCUGGCGUGCUCGCCAUGUCCAACGUCGACGAGUUCGGCAGCAUCGAAGUCGACAUGCCUCAGGCGCUCUUGGAGGAGAUUGAGACCGCCAACAAAUCCAGCGCCGCAGUCAACUCGGAGCAGCAGGCACGUUCUCUGCUUCAGGACUUCUACGAGCUCGUCUACCCGGCCUGUCCCGUCAUGCUGCCGUCCGGCCACCUGUCGUCGCUCGCAUUCCACCUGUCCGAGGACGAAUCCUCGGCGCUGCUCGCCGCCACGUCCGCUUGUGUUGCUCUCCAUCUUCCACAGACAGAAGCCAAGCGCAUCAUCAAGGGCAGUCUCUUGUUCCACGAUCCCGACGAUCACGAGGCCAAAGCUGAGCUUCUCGAUCUCGAGCACGCCUCUCGCGAAGAGAUCGCAGCGUACCACGCCAAGUCAGCGGAAAAGCUGCUGCUCAAAAAGGUGGCGCUGCUGGCGAGGGCCUCUUCGUUCCCAUCCGAGGCUGCCAAGGCGAUGGAAGCGACAAAGUUCAUGCCCAACAGCCGUGGGACCGCAGGUAGCGAUAUCGAACUUGUCAGGAUCAAGCUCGUCGCGACGCAUACGCUGCUAGCUCACUACCACUACGGCACGUCCAAUAGCCGUCGCGCCUUCCACCAUGCAUCGCAGGCAUGGAACCAUGCACAGGCGCUCAACCUAGAUUCGGGCGAGGCCGUCUCGACAGCUCCAUCGUGGUUCAGCCACACGCAGAAGUGCGAGUGGGCGCGAAGAGCCUACUGGACCUGUUACGCCGCUGCCACCGUCAUGUCGUGCACCGGUGGAUUCAAGCCGCUCUCGGUGACGCGCGACAUGCCCUCGGACCUCGGCCUGCUUCCCAACCUCCGAGGUGAUCGUUCCAGCUGGAAGGUCUUAGUGCGCGGCGCUCAGUUCGUCUCGAGGUCGUAUGCCAACCUCUACGAUCUCGAUUCGUACAAGAACCGACCGGAAAACAAACUACAAGACCCUGCCAGCCAAACACGCGAGAAACGACGCAGGUGGGAGUCCAUCUUUGAGCGCAUGCAAAAGGUGGAUGCCGACGUCAUGCAGUAUGCGCGAUCCGACCCGGUGUGGAGCGACGAGAGCUGCUUUGAACCCAGCGUGGGCAUGUCCCGACGAACGGCGCAAUUCGAGGAGGAGAACGAGAUUCGGCUUAGCCGCAGUCUGCGCGUUGCAGGCAAGCUCAUGACGAGCGGAGCAUUGAUCAUCUUGCAUCGUGCCCAAGCGUUUGCCAACGCACGCAUCUUUGUUGCUCCCACGUGCGGUAUCCCUGGUGCUUGCGAGGACUCGAGCGACACCGCGUCCGACACGGGCACUCGAGCCAGGGGCGGACCGGAUCGGCUGUGGCAUCGAGAGGCCGAGGGACUCCCUCCUUCGGGUAAAGCGGCCACGCAGACCGACGAGCUGAGCCUCAGCGCGGAUACGCCUUCGAAGCCUAGUGCGGUUGCGAGCCGCACCAUGCGAUCACGCAGCGCCAGCAGCAUGAGUAGCAGCGGUGCAGGCAGCGUCUCCAAGAGUCUGGUCAGUUCCUCGUCUUCAGCGGGCGGUGGACAGGUGACCUUCACACCGUGCGGCAUCCCUGUCAAGUUCAAUGGUGGUCCCUUUGAGCCCUCCGAGUCGCUGGAUCGAUGUCGAUUCGCGGCAGGUGUUAUGUAUCAGCAGCUGCCACAUGUCAACACGAGCACUUUUCGUCUGGGCCGACGCGAGUCCUCGGCCACUUUACCCGUGGAAGCGAAUCACGGCCGCGAGAACCGCGAGCAGUGGUCAGCGCCUUCGCUCCCACCCUUUUCUGCAUGCUCACUGGUGCUUGCUGCUUACGUUUUGCUCAUGGAGACGCUCCACGCGCAAAUCGCCGCCGGCCUCGAGGACGAUCUGGACUUCACCAACACCGACACGCUCGACGAAGAGGACGAAAGGACCCUCUACCAACUCUCGCCCAUCCUCCAGCCUGACCCGCACCGAACCGCUCAAAUCCCCCAACUCGCCGGCAGACAGGCGUACGUGCUUGCGAUUCGUCUGCGCUCCUGCAUCCUGCAGAUCGAAUCGGCGCUGGAAAAGUUCAGCAGAGCAUGGGAUAUCGCUAAGGGCUAUGCGCAGGAGGUUAAACUGUUGUUGGAAGUCAACCAGAGCUUGUUCUCUGGUUCUAUCGCCGCCGGUCAGAUAAAGCCUUAG